Molecule: messenger RNA, 3933 nt
Organism: Eurytemora carolleeae
Lineage: Eukaryota; Metazoa; Arthropoda; Copepoda; Calanoida; Temoridae
Exons: 25
Coding region: 347-3919 (1190 amino acids)
Molecular function (GO): protein binding
Source: RefSeq, a predicted model, not a curated record
UCCAGGACCUGUCUCUAGUCUAACUGAAGAACAGAAUACAGUUUCCUCAAUUCAAUUUUCUUAUUCAAUCCCAGUAGAACUCAGUGGAUUUGAUCCUGGGCUAGUGCAUGAAAUCCAGUACAGAACAGAAUACGCAGACAAAUGGACAAAACUUAAAUCAGUUUUCACACAUAACAUCAAAAGAGUUGUGAAAAUAGAGGAUCUAGGGCCCUGGCAAAAUAUAAAUGUGUCUGUCAGAUUAAAAUCAGGACUUGAAAUAUACUCCCACAAAGAUGUAAUCUCAAAGAUUGAUUUGUACUUUGGCAAAGAUGUGUACUCUGAUAAAGAUGUGUACUCUGAUAAUGAUAUGUACUCUGAUAAUGAUGUGUACUCUGAUAAAGAUGUGUACUCUGAUAAAGAUGUGUACUCUGAUAAAGAUCUGUACUCUGAUAAAGAUGUGUACUCUGAUAAAGAUGUGUACUUUGGCAAAGAUGUGUACUCUGAUAAAGAUGUGUACUGGUCGGAACAAUGUACUGAUGUGUUUAGAACUAAACCUGCUCCACCUUACAGAUCACCAGGAGUGUGUCCUGGAAGUUUUGAGCUGAUAAAAACAUCUCAGGGUCCCGUGAUAAACCUGUACUGGGAAAGUUUAGAGAAUUGGGAGAAAAACGGUCCUGGGUUCGGGUACACUGUACUUUGCAGUACAGUACAAUCUAGACUCUGCAGUACAAUACUGGAGAAUAAUAAACAACAAGUAUCAAGUUCAUAUGCAACCUUUACGAAUGUAUCGGAGAAUGAAGACUUGAGGUUCAAGAUUUACUCAAUGAACAGUGAAGGUUUUUCUCCUGAACCUUCAGUUCUAAAGAUCCCUAAACCUGAUCUUAUCAAGCACAUUCAACCUAGAGCUGUCACAAAAAUUAUUCGUAAUCAUGGUGUACAUGAAAUAUCUUGGAUUCGUCCAGAGCACUUCCACAACAUAACUUCAUACACUGUUUUCUUCUGUUCAACUUUAAGUGAAGCAGAUUCAAAGUGCAGCGGUAAACUGAGUUGGAUAGACCAUAAACAAACUAUGAAUGUGACACAAACUGUGACAUUAAACCUGAGCAGAAGCCUGGUAUACCUGCUAGCUGUGUCGGCCAAUCUACCCAGUGUAUCUAGUGGUAUGGUCUGGUCACAGUGUACGGUUAAGCAGGAUGGUAUAGUCUCUCAAUUGAAGAAUGUACGAAUCCCUUCAAAACAGUCCAGAUCUAUGAUUGUUGAAUGGAGAAAUGAAUGUUCAGAUAGAAUAGGAGCUGUACAAUACUUUGAAGUUCACUACUGUAGAGUGCAUCGCAGUAAUGUUAACAAAUGCUUAGGAAAAGCAAAAAUAAUAGAGAUAAAUCCGGAAAAUACUAGAACCAAGAUACAAAACCUAAAACCAUUCACAAUUUAUCAGGUUCUGGUUUAUGUUGCGACUAGUGAAGGACUAGGAGACGCUAGUUCUCCAGUAUUGGUGGAAACCCUUCAAUCCUCUCCCAGCUCACCUCCAACCAAUAUUACAAUCAGGAACAUUGAACCCUACUCUGCAGUUCUAUCUUGGAAAGAUCCUCUGGAACCAAAUGGAAUUAUUUCAAAAUACUUGGUUCGUGUUUUUGACGAGCUAAGGGUAAAUCUGAUCAGAAGUGUUGAGGUUUAUGUAAAACCAACCCCUGAUAUUGAACCUGAACCUCCUCAUGAACAUAAUCUUGCUCUUUAUCCUAAACCUAUUCUUCCACACGGAUCUGAACCUGAACCUUCUCAUGAACAUGAUCUUGUUCUUUAUCCUAAAUCCACUCUUUAUCAUAUACCUGAAACUGAACCUGGAACUGAAACUGAACCUGAACCUGAACUUGAACCUGAACCUCAAACAAGGCUAAGUCGAAAAUAUAAACUGUUGUUGGAUUCUCUAGACCCUUUCACAAACUAUUCUGUCCAGGUAUCAGGAUGUACAAUUUCAUGCAGUCAAUUCUCGCAUCUUUAUAGUUUUAGAACUUUGACGGGAAGACCUGAAGAACCGGGGGCUCCAAAUGUCGUCUUCUUAAACACCAGUAUCAUAUCUGUAUCAUGGAACACAAAGUUUAAGAUUGGUGGUGAACGAGUUUAUCUCUGGAAGCUUUUAAUUGACAGAGCAGACGAAGGAAACUAUACAGAAGAGAUACCUGGAGAAAAUACAGUACUCCUACUGGACCUGGAUAAGGUUCAGGGAGAAGCAGGGUGGAGUCCUAUCUGUUUGAAUUCAUCAAUAACAACCCUUUACAACUUUAGCAUUCAGGCAAUAGUAAAGGAUGAACAAGAUGUCGUCUUCUCUUCUCCUUGGAGUCAACCAAGCAUAGUUCCCGCAUAUUGUGAAGGUGUUGUUGCCUGGAGACUAAUAUUGCUUGGAACUGGAUUAUUUUGUAUUUGUAUAUUUGCUGGACUUAUCUCUGCCUGCUGGAUCUCAGCCUGGGUAUCAACUAAACGAGAUAUUUUCGAGAAUAUAGCAAAAGACUUGGACAACAGGUUUGAUGAGACCUCCAAGUCUCCGGAGAAAGAAGAACGUCCUGCCUUCUCCGAGGAGAUCUUUUACUUCAAACCCAGACUAGAUUCGUCCUACACUAAAGCAAUCCAGGAUCCUGAGAAUCAAGGUUCAGAUUCAACUUCAGGGUUCAACUCUUCUCCCAGUACUCUUAGUACUCUUCACCCAGUGGAGUCAGAGAUAUUUGAUACUGAAUGUUCUAUGGAUUGGAAAGAAGUUACCGAAGCUAAUACUUCAACCCUCUCUAGUAUAUCAGAAUACGUGGAUCUAACAUCUGUUAUUUCUAAACAUAACCUCAGGAAUAAAUCUAGUCUUGAUUAUACACUGGAUCUCGGAUACAGUUAUAAACCAUCUACAGCUCUAGAUAUACCUUUAGUAGAACAAUUGGAGAACUUGUUAUCUGCGGACACUGAGUUUAACUACACAAAAGAAACUGGAGAAGACAGGAUUUAUUUUCCGGAACCAUUUCAUCUGACAGAAGCUUCUUAUAUUCAACUGCAGCAGCUUGCGCCAACAAUAAAAGAGCGUCUGCCUAACAUGGGAUUAACUCCUUACAUACAUUUGGAGCAGCUCUCACCUAUAAUAAAAGAGCGUCUACCUGUUCGAAACUGUGCUUCGGAAGCAUCUCCAUAUAUACAACUUGAGCAGCUACGUUCAACAAUCCAAGAACAUCUCCCAGUCCCCCUGUAUACACGGAAACCCAGAGAUAUAUUUCCUUCCUCCCUCUAUAUUUCUGGACUUAGAGAUAAUUUCAGAUCUAAAUCUGAAUCUACACUUCUCGAUCCUGCAACUUAUAUUCAAUUUAACCAAGUGGGUAUCUCAACUCUAAACCCCGGGAAAGGAUGUAUCAGAAACAAUAAUAAUGAUUAUGAAGAUGCAUUCAAUAGUGCAAUAAUAUCUGUGAAAGAUAAUGAAUAUUCUUUAGAUAACUCUGAGGACUUAUCUACGCCUGCAGUUUCUGAAAUCCAAGAUUUAAUUUCUUCAAAUCAAAAUCAAGAUAGCCAAGUGAUUGGAUACACAAGGAUACAACAAAAUCAAGGGGUUUCUAAUCCUGGAUACACAAGGAUACAAAAUCAUGAUAUUCUAUCUCCUGGAUAUACCAGGAUACAGAGAGAUGAAGGUUCCCAAGACCAAGAUACUACUUUUCAUGGAUAUAUCAAGAUAGAGCAAGACCUAAAGAUUUAUGAAACUUGUCAUAUGAAACAUGAAGAAGUAUGCAUUAACCAUACUGGGCUUACAAAAACAGAACAAGAAUUUAAUAUCCUGAACUCUGAAUGUAUCAAUACAGUGCAAGAUCUGGAUACCAGCCCAACACCUAGAUAUAUCAGAAUAGAGCGAACUGGCCAGCUUCCCUCUAUUGGAUACAUUAGAGUGGAACAAAGUCAAGAUAUCAAUUUAUCUGAAUAAAUUUCGACAAUUUA